UUUGCCUCUUUCUUUCUUUACCUCUCUUCUUUCUCCUCCCCCUUCCUCUCCACUUCGCCAUCCCUCUCUCACUCAUCGACCUCUUUCUUUUGCCUGCAUUCAACCUGCGCCGGAAAGCUAUCCUUUCUUUCCACUCUCUUUCCCACUCCCCUUCCCUUUUCGCUGUCUCCUCUCUUUCACUCUCUUGCCCAAGCAGCCUCGACUAGUCUAUCCUAGCCAUGUCGCAGCAUCCUCCAAGCUUCGGAAGUGUGGCCGAAGAACUCGAGUACUACAAGAACUAUUCCAAACAGGUCGAAGACGACUUGCAGGAGACCAGGGACGCUCUAGAAGAAUUUCAACUGUCGUCCAAGGAACUGGAAGAAGAGCUCGAGAAGGAAGUUGAUUCCACAGAGCGACGAUACAAUGAAAUCCGGAUCCGGAACGAUUCUAUGAGGCAGGAAAUCGAGGAAUGGAAGGAAAAGUACCAUCAGGCGCUCAAAGAGUCAAACGCCAAUAUUAACCAGCUCACCCGUCAACUGGAUACGCUGAAGCAGCAGACGGAGAUGUUUAUCAAAAAGGAGCGGGCGCUGGAGCAGGACAAUGACGACCUUGAGAGAACAGAGAGGGCAACCAAGUGGUCAUUGCAGGAAUUGGAGAUCAAAUACAAUGCUGCAGUGGAAAAGAACGCCAUCCUGGAAAGCGACGUUUCUGCAAAGGCCGUGCUCACGGAGGAAGUCCAGCGCUUGAAGGAUGAGUUGCGAGAUGCCAAUGUGGAACUGGCUGUGAUGAAGGCGAACCAAGCAGCAACAGCUUCCGCCGCCGCCAACAGCGCAUCGUCUGCUAAGCUCAAUUCGUACAGCGGAAGCAACGCCUCUUUACCCGAUGCAGCACCACACAGAUCGCCCAUUGGAAGCAAUUACGAGGCGAUGCCGUCUUUGAGAGCGCGUUUGGCCAAGAACAGCGCGCUGCAGCGAUCGUCCUCACGACUUGCAACAGCAGGAACACCUCUGGCGACCGCUGGAGGCGCUACACUCAACCACAACCCAGUCAAAGCCGUCCAGGAUAUGGUCGGACGCGUCAAGUCCUUGGAGGCGCGUCUGGCAUCAUGCCGUUCACUGGUAACGCCACUGCUACAGCCCCCGCCCUCGUACUCGACCUCGAUCCCCAAUGGUGGACGGUCUUCUUCAUUUUCGGGAAGCAGCACCAGUUCGACCUACUCUUCACCAUCCUCACGAUCAGGAUCACCGAGUGCGUAUUCGCCAUCGUCUUUGGUGACGAGUCCCAAGGUCAGUCGGAGGACAUCCUUGCUUUUGCAGCAGCAUCUGCAGCAGCAUCGAGAGCAGCGUGAGAGGCGGCUGCAGGAACAGCAACAAGCGUUGUCGGGAGCGGGAGUUGUCUCUACUUGAGGGCCUUUUAUGUUUUUAUGAAAGUUAUGAUCUCUUUCUUUUUUCUUUUUUUUUUUUUUGUUGACCCC
Molecule: messenger RNA, 1453 nt
Organism: Gamsiella multidivaricata
Lineage: Eukaryota; Fungi; Mortierellomycota; Mortierellomycetes; Mortierellales; Mortierellaceae
Exons: 6
Coding region: 219-1385 (388 amino acids)
Biological process (GO): vesicle transport along microtubule; cell migration; chromosome segregation
Cellular component (GO): kinetochore; kinesin complex; centrosome
Molecular function (GO): microtubule binding
Source: RefSeq, a predicted model, not a curated record